Symbiodinium sp. CCMP2592 is the source of this 7455-nucleotide messenger RNA. The record is from the annotation of a GenBank genome assembly. NCBI's taxonomy places the organism in Eukaryota, Dinophyceae, Suessiales, Symbiodiniaceae.
AUGCACAACAUCGACCUCGCCGUGAUCCCAGACUUGGCGAUUUCACUGCUGCUGGAUUGGACUGACAACCAGGAUUAUGUAGCAGGUCCCCACAGGCCUACUCGGCUGCGUGCUUUGUAUGAGAGCUACAACAAUUUUAUUGGACGUGACAUCGAUCGAGCAGAUGCCAAGCUCUUCAAUGCAGAGGUCUUGAAACCCAACUCCAAUACUUUUGUGAGUGUUUCCCAGCACUACCUUUCAGCGGCCGCUGCUCGCGGGCUUUUGGUAUGGAUGGCAAAAGUGGCUGAGGAUUUCGCUGCCGCAGCUCCGACGAGGGAGAAUCACUGGCGAGCUGGUGCGUGCUUGGGACUGCUGAAACUUCAGCAGAUAGCUAUGGACAAUGGGUACGUCAAUGCUGGCCGAGCUCCCGGAUGCAGUGGUGGAGCUCAGUCGGCUUUGCUAUUUCAGGACUGGAUUGAGGUUGCUUCUUCAGUGAUGGGAGAUGUGUCAGAGCAGUCUGGAGCGUGGUGGAAGUCUGUGAUGCUGCUGGUGGAGAGUGCAUAUGUAAGAUGGUUGAACGCUACGCCGUUGGAGCGGUUGUCAAUUGGCCCGGAAGGAACUGAAGACCUUAUCGGGUCUCGCUGGACCCGUCUGAAUGCAAGGGUGACGUCGAUGCUGUUGUCUGCGAUGAGCUCAGAGCUGAAGGCGGAUAUGCUGUCACAAAGGAUAAGCCAGAAUGCCCCGAAGAUGGUGUUUCGGUUGUUUACAUGGUAUCAGCCGGGAGGGUCAGCGGAGAGACACGAAGUGUUGAGGAGAUUGCAAGCUCCCCAGGACUAUGUGCAGGGGGACACUGUUCAGGAUGCCUUGAAGGAGAUCCGCGGCUGGCCGAGGUGGUUGGCAAGAUGUUCCAAUAUGGGGAUGGUUCCACCAGACCCUUCAGUGAUGGCGCGGGGACUGCACAACGUAUCGCAAAAACAUAUUGCAACCUCGCAGGACUCGGCGUUCAGAACAGCUAUGCUGCGCACCUCUCUUCGCUUGGACGGUCAGCCGUCACUGGAGCAAGUGCGCUCGUAUCAGCGCCACCUGCAGGCGGAGCUCGAGAACCUCUCAGCAGCGCGAGUGCAAUGUGGGGAAGCCUGGACCGAAGAGCACUUCGACCACUACACCUACGAGACAAGGGGUGUGCUCCAAGGUGUACCGUGGACAAUGGAAGGUCUGAUGCAAGCGGCCCAGCAGGUGAUCCAAAAUCAGGUGACGUCGCCUUCGGGGGAUUCUUCUCCUGAGAAGACCAAGCCUCAGCUCCGGGUGCUUUCUAUCCGGGAUAUCCGGGUUUCGUCAGUGAAUGACUCAACUUCAGCGCUGCUAGACUCAGGGGCGACACACUGCCUGAGGAAUGCGGUGGACAAUAGGGAGUGGCAGGAGUCAGAAGAGGUCUUGGUGAAGUUGGCGGCAGAUAAGUCCUUGACAAUGAGGUUGAGCUCCGGAGGAUCAUUGCUGAUGCCACCAAGGACACCCAGUACCACGGCAUCUACUACAAGUACUGGGGCUCAAACCAUAGUUCCCCUUGGUGAGCUAGUGAGAACUCUGGGAUACACUUUGACGUGGUCGCCACAGGGUUGCAAGCUGCAGGAUGAUAGUGGUGUUGAGCGCAACUUGAGAGUUUCCGGUGGGUGUCCUCUUCUACAGGAAACGGAAGCCCUUGCAAUGAUCUCGAGGUUGGAGGACAAGAAAAGGGAGCUGCUUGAGAGCCAGACGGCGGCCACUAUGGAUGCUGUGUCAUUGGCAGCAAUGAAGUUGGAGAUGUCCUGGAGGGAUCAUUUGGACCAGUAUGUUAAGGAGGGAUCUGUGGAGGCAGGAGUACGAGCGCUACGUGAUGCUCCGUUUCUGCAGGAUUUGCCAGGCGAGUGCUUGGAUGGACUAGUUCAGACGGGCCUACACAAGAAGGGCUGGAAGGUGAUGAAGGAUGUUGACUUUCUCACGAGGCCUCAGAAGAGGUAUCUUUGGGGAGCCCGAAGGUGGAUUGUUCAUGUGUGCGCAGGCAAUCCGGGCCACUACCAGUUCUUCCAGCUCGAUGAUGGCCACACGGCAGUGCUGGAGUUGGACUUGGAUCGCAAUCGUGGCCAGAGCUUGAUGAAGGAUUCCACAUGGAAGUUGCUUCUUUGGGGCGCAGUUAUGGGAAAGAUAGACUCCAUUGUAGGAGGACCUCCCGGGAGGAAUGCCCACCUGAGCCACCCCAGUAAGAACGAGGGCAAGGAUGUGAAGAGCCUGGCGGUGAUAACGCGAAUGCUGUGGUUGUACUCAGUGGCGGCGACGGCAAGGACGGCAUGUUCAAAGGAAGUUCAGCAGCAGCAUUAUGGUCGGCCGGUGGGGUUCGUUUUGGAGCAUCCGGCGGAGGAGCUUCGCGCUGAGCAGUCAUUGUGGAAGACGGCCUUGUGGGAAGACUUCCAGGAGGAGAUGGGAAUGUCCAAGGGAACCAUGGGUCGUGGCUUGAAGUACCUCUUUGUCGCUCGAUAUGUGUUCCCUCGGGAGUUCGCGAAGGCCUACUCGGGGCAGCUACCUCCUGAAGAUGACGGUUUGAAGGAUGUCCCUGAGGUACAGCGAGGUGAUGGAGUGGACCACAGCGAUGGCAAGGAGCUUGCGAGACCUUCUCUACUACCACCAGGUGAAGAUGGGGGAAACGGUAGUGGGCACCCCUUAGAGGACCACAGCGAUGGCAAGGAACUUGCGAGACCUUCUCUACUACCACCAGGUGAAGAUGGGGGAAACGGUAGUGGGCACCCCUUAGAGAACCACAGCGAUGGCGAGGAGCUUGCUAGACCUUCUCUACUACCACCAACAGAAGAUGAGGAUCCGUUCGGACUAGCAGAGCACGAGUCGAGCGGGCAAGGUCUGAAUCCGGAUGGUGAAGAUGAGCAGAGUGAGCAAGGUCACCAGUCGUCAUACGAUGAAGAAGUGGAUAGAGAUCUUAUGGGUUUCGCUGGUGGGUCACAAGAACAAAAGCGACGUUACACGGCUGAGGAGUUAGACUACGAACCAUCAGUACCCGAAGGUGAUCCUCAAGUCGAACUACAAGAUGAUCUUCCCAGGAGGAGUGCUCAGGUCCCUUUUCCGGACUGUGAAGCCCCAGAGAUGACUCACCUACUAUUCGCACGGGCGCUGCCAAACAAUGGGACAAUGGCGGUUAAAGCGGCACUACAAGAUGUGACGUUGUACCUGGAGGCUCAUGGACUGCCAGUGUACCGGCUACAUGCGGACAAGGGCGAGACCUACAAUCACAUGAUUCGCUCCUGGCUUCGAGACCAGGGGAUUAGAGCCACAUGGUCAGAACCUGGAGUUCCCCAAGGAAAUGGACAAGCGGAAACCAGUGUGAGGUGGAUCAAGGAUCGAGCAAGGACGCUUUUGACGGCGUCUGGCCUUCCGGUUCGUCUGUGGCCUACGGCAGUGGAAGCAGCCACGGCGGCUCAAAGGGCGAAAGUUCUGGGAUGGAGGCACAAGAUGUUGGCCCCGUACGGCUCGGUGGUUCAUGUGAAGCAGAAGGCCUUUGAUUCGAGUGGUCCACGGAGGAGGGAACGGGCCUUUGAGUCGAAAUGGUUUCGAGGAGUGUAUGUGGGUCUCAGCAAUAUCCUGGAUAAUGGCCAUGUCGUCUACGUCCCCGAAACCGAGAGCUCUAAGGAGAAGUUCGUCCAUACGCUUCAUGCAAGGAAGAAGUUGGUGGAUCCAGGACGUCCACAAGAGGAGGUCAUCGUCGACAUCCCCAAGCCCAGGAGGAGAAUAUUGGAGAAGACACCAAUGGAGGUUGUGGAAAUGCGGGCUCUCAAGUUGAAGGAUGGGGAUCUCAGUGAGUACAUUAAGACCCGCUCGAACAUCUUGCUCAGCGAUUGGGAUCAACAGCAGGCUGCCCGUUUUGUUGACGAGCUAGCAGAACACGACUUCUUCGAGGAGCAUAAGUUUGGUGUGUUCAGACAUGGUGGGAGCGUUGGCUGGCUACGUGGUCUAGGGGAACAUCCGGAACUUUCCAAGCUCUUGAGUAAGCUAAUCCUCCACGACAACCCUGAGGCAACAUUUACGGCGAUACAGGUAGCUCGGAACAUGGACAAAGAAGUUCACCGGGACUUUAACAAUGACGAGCGAGCGGUGAACUACGUCUAUCCGAUAAGGAUACCAAAGCAAGGAGGUGAUCUUUGGGUUGAGUUGGUGAAGGGCGACGAUGUGAAGGGCGAGAUCAUGGAGCGUACCGAUGAUCGAGGUCAGCGGCGCUAUGGUCAGCUUUACAAAAUGAGAGCUGGAGCCACAACGGUGUUUUCGCCACGAAAGCUUCAUGAGGUACUACCGUGGGAAGGGACACGCACUGUGGUGAUCGCCUACACGCCUCAGUGUCUAGGGAAGCUGGACCAAGAGAUGGUGAAGGAGCUGGACGCCCAUGGAUUUACAGUCCCCCUGACCCAGAUGCCGGAGUACUUUGUGCCAGAAGGGAUAGAGGUGAGUACGCUUCAAGUUCCAGAACCAGCUCGGGAGGAGGAGCUCAACUCCAAACAAGCGACCUACGUCGAUGAUAUAGGUGAUACAGACCUUGAGGAGUGGGACAUGUUCGUGGAGCAAGAUGAUGACUUGAUAAAGGUCGGCGAUAGUGAGGAACCCCCCAUUGAAAUGAAGGAGCCAGUCCUACGAAAGGUGGAAGUGGCAUACACAAGCAAUGUGGAGGAGAUUCUCAGCAAGUUGACCAGCCCCUUGGAGGUGACCUACACAGUGGAUCCGCGAGAGGUACACCAGCACCUCGAGCGAUGGCGCCCGGCAAUUGAACGAGAAGUAGCAAGUGUGGCAGUGGCAAUAUGUAAGCUCCUCCCAGGAACAUCACAGCGGUCUGAGUGGAUACGAAGACCAGGGGCCCAGAAGCUACCAACCAAACUGGUUUUUACGGUGAAGCCCGGGAGCAACCCGGAUCCAGCAGACCCCAGUACGUGGUAUAAAAGAAAAGCUAGGUUGGUGGUUUGCGGGAACUACGCGUCGGCCGAUGGUUCAGACCUCUACUCCGAGACGGCACCGUCGGAGUCAGUGAGGAUGGGUUUGGUAUACUCCAUCCGACAAAAAUGGAUGGUGGGACUUAUUGACGUUGUUGCAGCGUUCCUACGUACACCGUUGAACCAUGAAGAGGGAGCACCGACUAUCAUUGUCACCCCACCACGAUUGUUGGAGCGGCUGUCUAUGACCCUAGAAGGAGAACUGUGGGGCCUGAUAAGGGCCUUAUACGGUCUUCGGCAGGCACCGGCCCUCUGGAGUGCCUAUAGAGACCGUCGGCUAGAAGCUAUGGAGUUCCCGAUGGGCAUGAAGCUACAUAGGGGGCGGACAAUUACGGCUUGGUGGAUUCUCAAGGACUGCAAGGGCAAGAUCCGUGCCCUCAUCAUAAUCUACGUGGACGAUAUCCUGCUAAUGGGUGAGGAGUCGGUUGUCCGUGACGUGGCCUCAAAGAUUCAGGAGGAGUGGACUACUUCCCCACUUACCUUCUUACGCCCUGGGGAACCGAUUCGAUUCCUAGGGACGGAAAUGGAGGUGGAUGCCGAGCAUACUACCGUGUAUCUAAGCCAGCGGGGCUACAUCGAGGAGGUGGUUCGGUCUUAUGGCUUCAGUGAAGACGACAAGGCAAAGAUCCCAUUGGCCAAGGACUUGGGAAGCUUCGAGUGGGUCGAGGGGGAUGUGGAACCGACACCGGAUGCCAUAGCGAAGGCGCAAAAGGUGACCGGUGAGGUGAUGUGGAUGGCUCAUAAAACCCGUGCUGACGCAGCAUUCACUUCGAGCUUGAUGGCGUCUAUUACAUUGAAGGCGCCUUACAGAUGCUUGGAGAUAGGGUACAAAUUGCUCAAGUACCUCUACGGCACCAGAGAAGCGAAGCUAGCUAUCCGAGAUGAUGGUACAUGCCUUAUCCUCUACCCGGACGCGGCGUUCGCCCCGAGCAGCGGGAGAUCACAUACGGGAUGGUUGGUGUGUUGGUGUGGAACACCGGUCUGUUGGAGGAGCGGAAGGCAGGCCAGCAUUACGCUGAGUACGGCGGAAAGUGAGUUGCAGGCCAUCAUAGAAGGGGCCGUUGGGAUGUUAGGCUUGGAGGCGAUGCUGCUUGACUUGGAAGUGGAACCCAAGGUUAAGGUGAUCAGGAGUGAUUCAACGAGCGCUUUGGCUAUUGGUGCAGGGACUGGAAGCUGGAGGACGAGACAUUUGAGGCUGAAGGCCUCUUGGAUCCAGGAGAUGAUUUCCAAGGGCGAGGUGGUUGCAGAACAUCAGCCGGGAAUUCACCAGCCAGCAGAUCUGCUUACGAAACCUUUGGCUGGGCAGCGCAUACGAGAUCUACUACAAUUAUGGGGAAUCACUGAUGGUCAACCGGCAAGGACCUACGUGCAGAGCUCAACUUCUACUACGGCCAUAACGCGUAUGAUGGUUGCAAUGGUUUGCUGCCUGUUGGUGUUGACAGUCGAAGCCCAGGGUCAUCGGUCACGUGGAACCAUUGAGGUGGGUUGGGACUUGGUAGCGAUCUUUAUGGGACUACUGAUGGUUCUUGGAGGCCUCAUCUUAUAUGAGGCGGUUCGAUGGGGCGUGGUCGAGGCCUACUACAAGCCCAGUUGGGGCCACUUCCUCCACGAGCGAGUUCGUGAGAGGAUCUACCAGCUCGUCUAUGAGCGAGUCGAGGAGGAGACCGUCUACACCACCGAGGGCGAGGCCACAACCGGUGGAUCGAUCAACCUCACCAUUGCCGCCGAGACGGAGAUGAUCAAGUUCCUCAUGAUGAAGGGCUUCGGGCUGCUAACAUUCGGCCAGUGCACGGUGAAGAAGCACCCACUGCCAAUCUGCAACUACACACCGGAGGAUGUCACCUACUUCGGUACGAUCCGCGCUCGCUGGGUGCAGAUGCGACGACACGCCAUGGGUUUUGGCGAUCUGAGCUACAUUUUCAUGAUCCUCCCCCUGCUGCAGGUUGCAACGAGGUCACCGGGAAGCUCCUCCAGAGCUUUCGGCAGCACCGUGGGCAAGGCGUUCCCAUUGCUGCUGCGCAUCACAUCUGUGCACGUCACCCUCGGCCUUCUCACGGUCUUCGGAGUGCUCCUGGCCGUGCUGUCGAUGCUCGAGCUUGCCGACGUUAUCGAAGCGGGCCGGAUUGACCGUAUCAUCACACUGGGCAGGGAGUUUCAAGCUUUACUCCUGGUGGGGAUUGUCGGCUGCGGCGCUGUUUCCGCCUGCCAUUUCGCGCGAGCCUACCAGUUUGUGAUGCGGAAGUUGGAGCGGCAGCGCACCGACGCCUUCGUUGACUGGUGUCGAUUCUGCUUCUACUUGAUUUGGGCUGGUCCUUUCUUCUUCCUCGCGAGCGGUCUCUGCUCCUGCCUGGCGGCUAUCCAGAUGCUUCGUGGCCCGAGCAUGGACUACGUGGUCGCACCGAAGCCCCGCCCCAGACCGCUCGCCGAGGAGUAUGAGGCAUGCACAGAGGCAGACUGA